This is a messenger RNA of Rotaria sordida, 1215 nucleotides long. Lineage: Eukaryota; Metazoa; Rotifera; Eurotatoria; Philodinida; Philodinidae. The record is from the annotation of a GenBank genome assembly.
AUGACGUGGAAUUCAAGUUGUAGUAUUGCAUCCGAUGAUGAAAAUUCGAGACACAGUUUCUUGUCCGAUUGUGGUUCUGAAUUUGACUUACGACCACCACCUCGAUAUCCAGCUGAAAAACGAUCAUAUUCACCAUUAAAAAAACAAUCAAUCAAUAGAAUGGAACCACCAAUGACAAGAUCAAGAGCAAAAGCUAUUGGAAAGUUAAUAAUUACAUCAGAGGCAUUACCUAAACAACAACGGCGUCAAUCAACAUUACGACGUAGUAUUGAUGCAUUUACUGGAAUGACUACAACAUUAACGAAUAGUUUAAAUAACACUUCAAUUUUAUUUGCAAAACAAGAACCAACAACAUCGUCUAAUGAUAGAGCACCGAAUUUUCCAUCGGAUGGUGUUAAUAUAUUAGCUGAUAGAUUCGAAAGUUGUAGUUUAGAUGAAGGAAAAUGUAAGAUUUUUUUGUUUUUGAAUAUUUCAAAAAUAAAUUCAAUGUUAACUUUUUUUUUAAUGAAACACGAUCGAAAAGAACUGUUGAAGUAUAGAGUAAACAAAAAUUGUGUAUGGCCAAGUCGUGAGACUAAUAGUCAUUAUACGCGUCCAACAACUUCAUCACGUCAAACGAAUAUAUUUGGUAUGAAUCUAUUUUCAACAUUAAAUAAUUCCACUUUAUUUGCUCAAUCUUCAACAACACCGACUCUAUUCGGUCAACAUCAAGCUCAAUUAUGGUCACGUUUUCGUUUUGCUGCUUCAACUCUUCGUAAUAAUUUAUGGCUUGAACAAACAGAUUCAACUUUACAACAAGUUCCAUCAAAUAUAUUCUCAACUAAUUUUAAUAAUAAUAAUUCAUUUAAUUUUAAUAAUCAAUCGUCAAUGUUAUUAUCUCCACAAACCGUACCGACUACACUUAUGAAUCUACAAAAUAAAACAUCAUCCUCAUUGAUUGAAGAACCAUUGUCAUCUUCAAUUUUUAGACAACGUAAAAUUCCAUCAACAACUGAUUCUAUACUCACAAAAGAAAAUUUUAUUGUUCAACAAUCAUCAAUAUCAAAAAUUUUCUUUACAUUAACAAUUUUUGCCAUUGGUCUUGUGCUUGGUUAUUUAUUAACAAAUACAUUACCACCUCGUCUUGUUUGGGAAAUAUGUAUUAAAUAUUUCCAUAUUUUAUGUGUUUAUCUUCAAAAUAUAAUGAAAUACUUUGCAUCUUUUCGAUUAGCUUAA